This is a messenger RNA of Pseudopodoces humilis (Tibetan ground-tit), 1424 nucleotides long. It is a transcript of the gene RHCG, whose product is annotated as Rh family C glycoprotein. The record is from RefSeq and is a predicted model, not a curated record. Gene Ontology annotation, biological process: ammonium transmembrane transport; ammonium homeostasis. Gene Ontology annotation, cellular component: apical plasma membrane; basolateral plasma membrane; plasma membrane. Gene Ontology annotation, molecular function: ammonium channel activity. NCBI's taxonomy places the organism in Eukaryota, Metazoa, Chordata, Aves, Passeriformes, Paridae.
CGGGUGGAGAGGCCGAGCACCAAGGCAUGGCCAAGAACACGAACAUGCGCUGGCGGCUCCCUCUCGUGUGCCUCCUCUGGGAGGUGGCCAUGAUCGUCCUCUUCGGAGUCUUCGUGCGCUUCGGCGCCGAAGCUGAUGCGCACUGGGAGGAGGAGAAACGAGAGAUGAACCUGACCAGUGACAUAGAGAACGAUUUCUACUUCCGAUACCCCUCUUUCCAGGACGUCCACGUGAUGAUCUUUGUGGGCUUUGGCUUCCUCAUGACAUUCCUCAAGCGCUAUGGAUUCGGAGCUGUGGGUUUCAAUUUCCUCCUUGCUGCCUUUGGGAUCCAGUGGGCUCUCCUGAUGCAAGGCUGGUUCCACUCUUUCAAGGAUGGGAAGAUCCUCAUUGGAGUGGAGAACCUGAUCAAUGCUGAUUUCUGCGUGGGCUCUGUGUGCAUUGCCUUUGGGGCCAUCCUUGGCAAAACCAGCCCCAUACAGCUCCUUGUCAUGACUUUGUUUCAAGUCACACUCUUUUCAGUGAAUGAGUACAUCCUCCUCAACCUUCUUCAUGUAAAGGAUGCAGGUGGCUCCAUGACCAUUCACACCUUCGGAGCCUACUUUGGUCUCACGGUGACUCGGGUCCUGUACAGACCCAACCUGGAGCAGAGUAAGGACAAGCAGGGCUCCGUGUACCACUCCGACCUCUUUGCCAUGAUCGGUACCCUGUACCUGUGGAUGUACUGGCCCAGUUUUAACUCAGCCAUUUCUGAUCACGGGGAUGCCCAGCACCGGUCUGCCAUUAACACGUACUGCUCGCUGGCUGCCUGUGUCCUCACCACCAUGGCCUUCUCCAGCAUGCUGCAAAAGAAGGGCAAGCUUGACAUGGUCCACAUCCAGAAUGCCACGCUGGCUGGUGGCGUGGCCGUGGGCACCAGCGCCGAGAUGAUGCUGACUCCAUACGGCUCCCUCAUUGUCGGGUCCAUCUCUGGCAUCGUGUCCACCGUGGGGUAUGUCUACUUCACGCCUUUUUUGGAGUCUAGGUUGCACAUUCAGGACACAUGUGGCAUCCACAACCUCCAUGCCAUGCCAGGCCUUAUUGGGGGCAUUGUGGGGGCCAUCACAGCAGCUGCAGCCACAGAGGAUGUGUAUGGAAAGGAAGGGUUCAUCAAGGCGUUUGACUUCACCGGCGUGUACCAGGCGCGGACGCCCAGUAUCCAGGGAGGGUUCCAGGCGGCCGGCAUUGUGGUGUCUCUGCUGAUGGCAUUUGUUGGGGGUGCCAUCGUGGGGGGCAUCCUCAAGCUGCCCAUCUGGGGGGACGCCGCGGCCGAGAACUGCUUCGAGGACGGCGUUUACUGGGAGGUGCCGGAGGACGAGGAGAGCGACGUGUACCACAUGCACAACCCCGACAAGCCCGCCUCGCCCUGAGCCCGCCGCCGGCCCGCC